Paramecium sonneborni is the source of this 1122-nucleotide messenger RNA. The record is from the annotation of a GenBank genome assembly. Lineage: Eukaryota; Ciliophora; Oligohymenophorea; Peniculida; Parameciidae.
AUGUCAAAUAAAAUCCCAGCUUUAAUAACAAUUGGCGUAGAUAAAAAAAGUCUAUAAAAAUUUGACGAUAAACUUUAUCUAGGAAAUGGAGAAUUCAAAAUUUCAGGAUUGAAAGUAAGUGUUGAUAAAAACUAAAUAUGUGGAAUCUCUAUAACUUAUUAAAAUAUUAAAAAUGGUCAGAAAAUAGUAUGCAAUGAUACCUGCAUAACAGGAAAAAAUAUAAAUCAAUAUGAAUUUGAAAUAAAUCAAAGUAAUAAAAAAAUUAUAAAAUUAAGAUGAUUAUAUACAGGUGCUUUUUGGAUAUUAUGAAUCUGGAAUUAAUUAAUUAGGAAUAAUAACUUAUAAAGGUAAGUAAGUGAUUUUUGGAAAAGAGAAAGGUUAAAAAUUUAAUUAUAUGUUUAUGGGUUACACUUUUACAGGAUGUUGUGGUUCAUACAAAAAAGGAUGUGUAGAAUCUCUAACUUUUAGAGUAACUAAAUUACCAAAAGAAUUUUUAGUUUAACAGGCAUGUGUAUUUAAAUAUUGAUUUAAUUAGUUCACUCCUUUACUAGGAAUUCUAUAUCCAGAUAAUCCAUUUGAUAAUAUAGUACUUACUAAUUUUGAGUAAGAAUAACAAUGUUAAUAUGAAUAACAACCACAACCUGUAAUGUAGCCUAUGAUUUCAUCAGAGAUUAUGAAACCAAAUUAAUCUCUCUAAAUAAAAUCAGCUUGUCCUAUUCAAAAUCAAUAGGUUCCUUUAAAUUAGAUGUCUCCUUAUGAAAAUUCUUAUUAUUAAUAACCAAUUUAAUAAUAAGGAUAUUAUUAAUAAUAACCAAAUAAUUAGUAUUAAACAUCAUAGUAAGGAGUUAAUUAGGUUAUUGUAGUGGAUUAGUAAUAAUAACCAUAAUAAUAACAAUAUUAAAAAUAAGGCCCAGGAUUUGCUGGUACAAUGGCUAGAACUGCUAUGGGAACUUUUGCAGCUAUAGAAACUGUUAGAAUGAUUGAAAAUAUUGGUCAUAAUCAUCAUAAGGCAAAUGUGGUUAUUAUUGGUGGUAUAAUAUUCAUUUAGAUUAUGUAGGUAAUCAAAAUAAUGGACAUCAUAGACAUCAUCAUCAUCGCCGACAUCAUCAUCAUAGACGAUGA